UCCGCGGCUCCCUUCGACUCCAGCGAUCAUGGAUUGAAAGCCACUGACGGAUCGAGCGAGAAGUCCGAGCAAGCUCAGAGCCCCUUCGUCAAACGCGUCCUCAAAUUAACGCGAGCUCUGCGAGCCAUCAUAACACUUGAUCCGGAAGUCGAAGAGGAAAUGCGGAGCGCCGCUGCAGCGCGAGCGGCUUUGAGCGCACAACAAGCACCCAUCCAAAGACUCGGCGACCAAAAGCCGCGAGAUACAUGGUUCGGCCUCCUACCACAAAUCUCUGCUUCUGGUUCAUCGUGGUUCCCGAUUGCGACGAGCUUCCGACAAGACAAAGAUGGCGGAUCAUCACUGCUCCUGCUGCCCAUCAAUCCCGUGAAGGAGCAACUUCCGCCUUCAUCCUCGAAAGAUGCUUUCAGGAGCAAUGAAAUGCCCAAUCCAGAUGCUACAUCUUGGUUCGGUGUACCGGAGGAGGCGCUUAUCGAGAACCGAAGAAGCGAACCACCUCGUUCCGCGGAGAGAUGGACCGCCUUCCACGACGCGGGAGAAAGUGACAUGACUUUUGGGGAUUUCGGCACGCAACUGAACGUGGCGCCGGCUCCCCGCUCAUUCGAAGGCCUUCAAAAUCAGGGAAUGGACGCUCUGCAGAAUUCGGAGAUGACGAGAUAUGGCAAGCCCAUCAAGAGCAACUCGUGGUCGAAGAAAACCUUCAAAAAGUCCCCGAUGAAGAACAAAUGGUCUAGAGAUCACUCGAGAGCCCAGCCACAGAACGAGGUUCACAACGAAAUCGACCUGGGCGAUAACUUCUUCCACAAAAACGUGCUGCCUACUCCAAAUAAUUUCCAGCCUUUCUGA
Galendromus occidentalis (western predatory mite) is the source of this 843-nucleotide messenger RNA. RefSeq lists its product as uncharacterized. The coding region runs from base 160 to 843 and encodes 227 amino acids. The transcript has 5 exons. Lineage: Eukaryota; Metazoa; Arthropoda; Arachnida; Mesostigmata; Phytoseiidae. The record is from RefSeq and is a predicted model, not a curated record.